AAUGUCGUCUUGUUGGGAGAUGUCAAUACACACGACCCACUGUGGUAUUCAAGUCUAGAGGACACACGAGGAGAAGCCCUAGCCAGUGAAAUCGAAAAUUCUGGCUGCGGCACAGUCAACUUGGAUACCCCAACGCGUCUCCCAGCAUCCGGCCAGCCUUCAUCUCCAGAUAUAUCUUUCGCCUCUGAUACGUUGAUCAUCAACAUGGAUCAUCAGAUCAUCUACCCAUUCACAUCAGCUCACAAACAACAAUUCAACAUAUUAACCCCCCAAAAAUCAGAUUAA
This is a messenger RNA of Helobdella robusta, 285 nucleotides long. RefSeq lists its product as hypothetical. The transcript has a single exon. The record is from RefSeq and is a predicted model, not a curated record. Gene Ontology annotation, molecular function: catalytic activity. Lineage: Eukaryota; Metazoa; Annelida; Clitellata; Rhynchobdellida; Glossiphoniidae. The annotation marks the transcript as partial.